AUGAACAGGCUGAGGGAAAUAAAACAAGCUAAAGGUAUUGAGUUUCGCUACCUACCAUCCAAAGAAAAUAUAGUCGAUUUAGCCACAAGAGGUUGUACUCUUCAAGAAUUAGUGAAGAACCAGCGGUGGUGGAAAGGACCUCACUGGCUAAGUUUUGUGGAAGAAUUCUGGCCAAAAGAAAUGACCUAUGAGGAUUUAGAAAGCGAAGAAGAAUGGAAACAAGAACAUCAAAUAGAAGUGUUAAACAUAAGUAAAAAGCAUUUAUGGAUUAAACUCUCUGAUUUUUCAAGUGGUGGUUAUAUUACUGCAAUGGAACAACGGACAGCAGAAUAUUUAUUGGUUAGACUAAAACAACAGCAGUUUUUUAGCGGGCAAAUUACUGCUGUAAAGAAAGACAAACGGGACAAAUUGAAGGAUCGAUUAGGUCUUUAUUUAGAUAAUCAAAUACUCCGAUGCGCAGGCCGUUAUCAGUCCUUGCAGAUGCCUGAGGAUAAGAAAUAUCCAACGUUAAUAAGCCAUCAAGGGAAGCCGUAUGCGUUGUCUAGAAUGCCACCUUUACCUACCUUCGAAGGUAACAGUUGUAGACCUUUUGAAAUAAUUGGACUCGAUUAUUUCGGCCCAGUUUUAGUCAAGCGUUUUAUUGCAUUAAGAAGUCAACCAAGAAUAAUAUAUUCCGAUAAUGCUACACAAUUUAGAGCAGCAAAUAAAACUUUGGCGCAGUUAUGGAAUAAGCUCAUUGUAGACCAGGAGCUUUGCACUUACUAUGCAAAUCAAGGAAUAAUUUGGAGGUUUAUCACCGAAUACGCACCUUGGCAAGGAGUCUACUACGAACGAACGCUGAUCUAUGAGGUUGUAGCUAUUGUGAAUUCAAGGCCGUUAACUUAUGUUUACGAUGAGCCAACUUCGCCUAUAAUUAGACCUAUGGAUUUCUUACAGUUAGGAGGGCCCACUGGUCUAAUACCAGUUGGAACUUUUGAAGACCCUGAUUAUAUUUUGCCCCAAGAAGGAAAGGAAUUGUUCAAUUUGUACAAAGGGAAUUUAGCAUUAACAGACGCUUAUUGGGAAGUAUUCAAAGAAGAGUAUUUGUUAAGCGAGGAGAAUGGAAAAUGGGGCGGAUAA
Messenger RNA from Enterobius vermicularis (human pinworm), 1119 nucleotides. NCBI's taxonomy places the organism in Eukaryota, Metazoa, Nematoda, Chromadorea, Rhabditida, Oxyuridae. The record is from the annotation of a GenBank genome assembly.